AAAAAAACGCAUUUGGAACUCUUCGCCCUUAAUACGGAAAAGAGCAAAGGAGCUCCGAAUCCGAUUAUUAAAGGCUUAAUUUGUAUUUUUCUUUUCAGAUAAUCACUGUUGAAAACAUUUGCAUUUGCUAAAUUUCCAGAUACUUUAUUUCUCAAUCGAUAUAAAUAACUCCCGAGAUCGCCUAGUCAAUAAACAAUAUUAUAAAUUACAGAAUCCUUAAGGCUAAACUUAGAAAAUCAAACGGAAUAAGACAUUUUCUAUCAAAACAAAUGAUUUCAUUAGCUAUUCUUUACUUGUAGUUGGAAAAAAAAAAAAAAAAAAAAAAAAUGACGCGAUACCUUAUAUUACUUCGAAUCAUUCCUAGAACAACCUAACUAAAACAUAGAAAGGUGUAAACAUGUCAGAAAGUAAACAGAACGAAGACCAAAAGUCAUCAAAGGCGGAAUCUGAAGUGGAUGAAGAGCUAGAUGAUUUGCUAGAAAGUGCCUUAAAAGACUUUGAUAAACCUCAAGGUGCAGAAAGUUCACCACAGAAACAUGCUAAACAGGCGCCCCCUAGUGGUGACAAGGAGGACCCUAUGUCAGACAUGUUUGCUGAGGAGUUUUCCGAUGAAAUGGCCAAACAGUUUCAAGAGAGAAUGAAAAACCUAAUGGGAGAGGAUCCAAAACUUGUGGAGAAGAUCGAAAAAUUGACAGAGGCAGCUGGAGCAUCCGAAUCACAAAGUUCUCAGGAGGAAUUUGCCAAAACUCUUGCCAGCACGAUAGAAAGUAUGACAGAAAAUCUAGAUGGAUUGAAGGAUGACAUGAGUGAUGAAGAUUUAAUGAAAGCCUUCACUAGUAUGGGGAUGGAAGAGGAGGGGGAGGGGUUCAUGCCCAUGAUGCAGGGAAUGAUGAAGACACUGCUGUCCAAGGAAGUUUUAUAUCCUUCUCUAAAAGAGCUCUCACAAAAGUAUCCAAAGUGGAUAGAUGAAAACAAGGAGAAAGUGAAGACCGAGCAGAUGGAUAAAUACAGGGAACAUGAUAGGAUAGUCCGGGAAAUCUGUGAAGAGUUCGAGAAGGAACAGGCGUCGGAUACAGAAGACGUCAAAAAGCUGCGAUUUGAAAGGAUUGUCGACCUAAUGCAACAGAUGCAAAAUAUGGGACAACCUCCGAAAGAGAUUGUUGGGGACAUGGCACCAGGUCUAGAAUUCGAUGAGAAUGGAAUGCCGAAGAUGCCGAAUGGCUGCCCAAUGAUGUAACUGUGAUACUGACAUUUUUUUAAUGUUUAACCAGAAAAUGUGAUUCAUAGUAAUUAGAAAUUUGACUAUUGCGAGUCUAUUGUAUGUUCUGUGUGAUAUUCUGAGAUCCUGGAUGUGUUGGGGUAACUUAAGUAGCAAGAGUGCAAUAUCAGUCCGAGUGACAUGAGUGAGGAUAAAGGGAGUUCGAGAGAGAGAGAGAGGGUGUAUACGCGACGUUUUUUGUUUUGGUUACUUCCCUUGGUUUUGUUUUCUUGUUUAGUUUUCUUAGUUUUGAUAACUAACUCCAAAUCAUUUUCAUUAAGUGUUUGCCCAAUCUUAUUUUAUGAUGAUUGCCACAUGUAGCCCGCAAAUACACAUGAUAUAUACAUCGUAUUAAGAAUUAUUUUUUUCAUUCUAUCAUCGAAUAAAAUAUAAAAAUAUCA
Ostrea edulis (European flat oyster) is the source of this 1659-nucleotide messenger RNA. RefSeq names its product peroxisomal biogenesis factor 19-like. Gene Ontology annotation, cellular component: peroxisomal membrane; peroxisome. Lineage: Eukaryota; Metazoa; Mollusca; Bivalvia; Ostreida; Ostreidae. The transcript is spliced from 8 exons. Gene Ontology annotation, biological process: protein import into peroxisome membrane. The record is from RefSeq and is a predicted model, not a curated record. The coding region runs from base 398 to 1237 and encodes 279 amino acids.